AUGUGUCGGAUGAACAGGCUGGACCCAGAGGCGUCCAGAGACAUCACCGUGCAGGCCACCGCUAAUCCAGGUGGUGCGCAGACCACCAGUGCUUCGCAGGGACUCUGUGCCCUGCUGUGGGAGUUCCUGGUGGUGGUCUACUCAGGGUUGCAUCUCGAAUGGGGAGGGGAGGAGACGGAGGAGAGAUUUUUGGUUGUUUCAGCCUUUUGCAUGAAGACGGGUGACAGUGGGGUUGCUGUUCUAGAAUUGAACUUCCUGAAAGUCACCGAUGUAGCUGAUCUGUUCAUCAAGAGGGAGGCAGCAGGUGCCCACCUGGGGGACUGUGAUGAGGGUGGACCGUGGGCCUCCUCGUUGGCAGGAGGAGAGGAGCUGGGCCGGGAGGAGGGCUUGGGCUUCCCAGGAGAGCUGGAGGCCACCGCUCAGCUGGGAAGCAAGGUGGCCGUGGUAGACUACGUGGACCCUUCUCCCCGAGGCACCAGGUGGGGCCUAGGAGGCACCUGCGUCAAUGUGGGCUGCAUCCCCAAGAAGCUGAUGCACCAGGCGGCGCUUCUGGGGGGCCUGAUCCGAGACGCCCGCCACUACGGCUGGGAGGGGGCCCAGCCUGUCCUCCCUGAACCAGCGCCCCUGUUGUGCUCACCUGCUGCACUUCUUGCCAUUCCAGCCGCUCAGCUGGGAAGCAAGGUGGCUGUGGUAGACUACGUGGACCCUUCUCCCCGAGGCACCAGGUGGGGCCUAGGAGGCACCUGCGUCAAUGUGGGCUGCAUCCCCAAGAAGCUGAUGCACCAGGCGGCGCUUCUGGGGGGCCUGAUCCGAGACGCCCGCCACUACGGCUGGGAGGUGGCCCAGCCUGUCCUGCAUGACUGGAGGAAAAUGGCAGAAGCCGUUCAAAACCACGUGAAAUCCUUGAACUGGGGGCACCGUGUCCAGCUGCAGGACAGAAAAGUCAAGUACUUUAACAUCAAAGCCAGCUUUGUCAACGAGCACACAGUUUGUGGCGUUGCCAAAGGUGGGAAAGAGACUCUGCUUUCAGCUGACCACAUUGUCAUUGCUACUGGAGGGCGGCCCAGGUACCCCACACACAUCGAAGGUGCCUUGGAAUACGGGAUUACAAGUGAUGACAUCUUCUGGCUGAAGGAAUCCCCUGGAAAAAC
Molecule: messenger RNA, 1151 nt
Organism: Galeopterus variegatus (Sunda flying lemur)
Lineage: Eukaryota; Metazoa; Chordata; Mammalia; Dermoptera; Cynocephalidae
Product: thioredoxin reductase 2, mitochondrial-like
Exons: 12
Biological process (GO): cellular response to oxidative stress; glutathione metabolic process; cell redox homeostasis
Cellular component (GO): mitochondrion; cytosol
Molecular function (GO): flavin adenine dinucleotide binding; glutathione-disulfide reductase (NADPH) activity
Source: RefSeq, a predicted model, not a curated record